UCAGAUACCUGCAGAGUGAGUCAUACUACAAAAAUCAUUAAAGUGACAGUCAACUUUGGUGAUCCACAAAUACUAUAUUAUAGAAUUCCUCAGAUCCCAAAUCUGUCAUCAUAAUUCCCAUUUUCAGUUCAAUAGAAGCUUAGCUUAGCUCCAUUUUCCAUCAAUGGCACAGUUUAGCAAUGGCUCAACCGUCGAUCCAAGAACCGGCUAUUCUCCGGCGGACUCAACAUUCUACAGUAAACGAGACCCAAUUCCCUUGCCAGCAAAUGAAGCUCUCGACGUGACAACUUUCAUAUCAUCACGAGCACACCGCGGCAAAGUCGCUUUCAUCGACGCCACAACAGGGCAGCAACUCACUUUCUCCGACGUCUGGAACGCCGUCGAAUCUUUAGCCACGUGUCUCUCUAUCGACAUGGGAAUUCGUAAGGGCAACGUAGUUCUUCUCCUCUCACCAAACUCCAUCUAUUUCCCCAUUGUUUGCCUCGCCGUCAUGUCCCUCGGCGCUAUUAUCACCACAACAAACCCCCUCAACACCCCACGUGAAAUUAACAAACAGAUCAAAGAUUCAAACCCUGUAAUCGCUUUCACAAUCCCUGAACUCCUCCCUAAGCUCGUCGAUUCUAAUCUCCCGAUUAUUCUUAUCAACAAUCAAACAACAAAUCUUACUCAAAAGGAUAAUUUUAAUUUCAAGAUUUUGGGUAAUUUAGAGAAUUUGAUUCAGAAAAAACCUGUUCAAAGCAGAUUGAAAGAGCGAGUGACACAAGAUGAUACGGCUACUCUGCUUUAUUCUUCAGGAACUACUGGUGCAAGUAAAGGAGUUGUUUCAUCUCAUAGAAAUUUAAUUGCUAUGGUUCAAACAAUUGUGGGUCGGUUCAAAUUAGACCAGGGAGAACAAACUUUUAUAUGUACGGUACCCAUGUUUCAUAUUUACGGUUUAGCAGCUUUUGCAGCAGGAUUAUUAGCUAGUGGAUCGACAGUCGUGGUACUAUCGAAAUUUGAAAUGGACGAAAUGUUAUUAUCAAUUCACAAAUACAAAGCAACUUAUUUACCACUCGUGCCACCAAUUCUUGUUGCUUUAGUGAAUAAUGCUGAGGUGAUUAAAAAGAAAUAUGAUUUGAGCAGUUUAAAGAAAGUUCUUUCUGGGGGUGCACCGUUAAGUAAGGAAGUAAUUGAAGGGUUUUUGGAGAAAUAUCCUAGUGUGGCAAUUUUGCAAGGGUAUGGGUUGACUGAAUCAACGGCAAUUGGGGCGUCAACGGAUUCGUUAGAGGAGAGCCGGAGAUAUGGGACGGCGGGGAUGUUGUCGCCGAGCAUGUCGGCAAAAAUUGUGGAUCCGGAAAGUGGGAAGGCUUUUCCGGUGAAUAAGACCGGUGAACUUUGGCUAAGGGGACCUACCAUUAUGAAAGGUUAUUUCAGUAAUGAAGAAGCUACUGCCUCAACUUUAGACUCAGAGGGAUGGUUAAGAACUGGAGAUCUCUGUUAUAUAGAUGAGGACGGUUUCAUUUUUGUGGUUGAUAGAUUAAAGGAGCUGAUCAAAUAUAAGGGUUAUCAGGUUCCUCCAGCAGAGUUAGAGGCUUUGUUGCUCACUCAUCCAGAAAUUUCUGAUGCUGCUGUUAUACCGUUUCCGGAUAAGGAUGUCGGACAGUUUCCUAUGGCAUAUGUAGUAAGAAAAUCUGGAAGUAGUCUGUCAGAGAGUGCAGUCAUGGAUUUUAUUGCCAAACAGGUGGCUCCAUACAAGAGAAUCCGGAGAGUUGCAUUUGUGGCUUCCAUACCCAAGAAUCCUUCUGGCAAAAUACUCAGGAAGGAUCUGAUAAAGCUAGCAACAUCUAAACUUUGAAAAAGGAGAUUAAGAGUUUCCCCUGUAACUAUAACUUUCAGCAGCCAUAGUUUGUGAUCAUGGCUACUAGAGUAAACUCAUUAUUCCUUUGGUGUAUCAAACUUAUGAAUGUCGGAUUUGAGUUUUAA
Molecule: messenger RNA, 1962 nt
Organism: Nicotiana tabacum (common tobacco)
Lineage: Eukaryota; Viridiplantae; Streptophyta; Magnoliopsida; Solanales; Solanaceae
Product: putative CoA ligase CCL5
Cellular component (GO): peroxisome
Molecular function (GO): CoA-ligase activity
Source: RefSeq, a predicted model, not a curated record